AUGAAUGGAUUAGCAGAUAUUAACACACCACCUAGUCAUGCGAUAUUUACAUCUCCACCUAAAAUUAGAGGAAUAUCUAAUUCAAAUCAGCUUUUAUUACAACCAUUACAACAACCCACUUCACAAAUACCUUCGCAAACAUCCUUACAAAUACCCUCCCAAACAUCCUUACAAAUGCCCUCGCAAACACCUUUACAAAUGUCUUCACAAAUUCUCUUACAACUAUCCUCACAAAUAGCUUCACAAAUACCUUCUCAAAUACCUUUACAAAUGCCUUCACAACUAUCUUCACAAAUACCAACAAUUUUUUUUUCACACUUUUCUAAUAUUCCCUUACAAGUAUUACCAAAUAUUCCUUUAUACAUACUAUCAAAUAUCACUUCACAUCCAUAUUUUAUACCAUUUCCAACUAUGCCCAAUUUAUCACAAGGAUCAAUGCUUUUUUCAAAAUAUGUUCCCGAACUUGAAGAAUUUUUGACUCAAAUAGAUAAAGCUGAAAAUGCAAAUGGAGAAAUUUUAGCGUGUUUAUCAAUGUUUCAAAAUCAAGCUAUUCAAGUUAAGUGGAUAUGCAAAUUAACUGAUGAACAGCUUGAAUUGGUUGGAAUUACUAAAACUGGAUGGAAAGUUGCAUUACAGGAGGCUUCUAAAGAGUAUAACCAAUAA
Molecule: messenger RNA, 663 nt
Organism: Racocetra fulgida
Lineage: Eukaryota; Fungi; Glomeromycota; Glomeromycetes; Diversisporales; Gigasporaceae
Source: the annotation of a GenBank genome assembly